CGCUCCGUGGAGGUGCUGCCGGCCCCUCGCCGCCUCGCCUGCCCGCGUCUCUGCUAGGCGGCCGCGAUGUCUGACAAGGAAUUCAUGUGGGCCCUCAAAAAUGGGGACUUGGAUGAGGUGAAGGACUAUGUGGCCAAGGGUGAAGAUGUCAACCGGACACUUGAAGGUGGGAGGAAGCCUCUUCACUAUGCAGCAGACUGUGGACAGCUUGAGAUUCUGGAAUUUCUGCUAUUGAAAGGAGCUGAUAUUAAUGCUCCAGACAAACAUAAUAUCACACCACUCCUAUCAGCAGUCUAUGAGGGCCAUGUUUCCUGUGUGAAAUUGCUUCUGUCAAAGGGUGCUGAUAAGACUGUGAAAGGCCCAGAUGGACUAACUGCCUUUGAAGCCACUGACAACCAGGCAAUCAAAACUCUUCUUCAGUGACGGAUGGACUGAUAUCUUAAAUGUCUCUCCUGUGGCCUCACACUGCUGCCUGUCUGUCACUCUUUGCAUCUUCCAGCUUCUUCAGCUAAAUACUUUGGGGGGAGGGAAAUUCUUAUGAAUCAGACUAGUUAGGGGCUUGUAUCAAAGAUAAUCUGUUUGGAGAGGGUUGAAAACUAUUAUGAACAGCGUCCCUCUAGGACUUCUUUUCAGUGCACAAUCUCUUCCCAUUUCUAGUGAAAAUGGAAGAAGGAAGACAGACCAUGAUCUUGAAUUUUUGGCUUGCAAACCUCCUAGGUUAGUACUAAGAUUUUUGUUGAAAGAUUCCUUUAGAUGGAAGUACUGUGCUAUGUACCUGAAACUAAUUGUGAAGGAGACAAUAGUCCCAUGCUAAUAGUGUCUGCCAUAAUCUGAAGUGUAGUAAAGUAGGUGGCUGGGUUGCUUUUCUCUUCUGUCUCAGUGGGUAGCUUUAUUCUUCUGCCUAAAGCUUACUUUGCAGUUUUGAGGACUUUUGAUACUAGUUAUUGGAGCUGUUCUUUAUAUUGACUAAUUGGAUGUCACACUAAUGUUUUUUUUGACUCUUGAGUAAACCAGAAAAGAUCAGCUUGAGGCAUGGUUGCGUUACACUCCAGAAUAUCUUCCAAGGUACUUUUGGAUGCUUGAAUUUGAGGUUUUUCUUUCCCAUGUUUGUUCUAGUCCAGGACAGACGUUUUGAGCAACUGGUUUUGAGAGAGUUCAAAAUGUCACUGUAGUUAUAUCCAAAAGGAUUGUAAGAUGAAAUUUCUUUACUCACCAUGUCAGCAUAAAAUUUAUAGACACGUGCAAAAGCUACAGGCUGUUUGGUAUGCAAGGAUAAUCAAGUCAAAUGUGAAAAAUGAACAGUAAUUAUUUAGACAUUCCUAUCAGGUGAAUAUUGUUGCUAAACUUUUCUGUAAACUUCUAGAAUACAUGUAAGCUUUCUAAGUUCAGGUGUUAGGAACAGGAAGACGUACAAGUAGAAGUCUUAACUUGCUCUUACUACUGGAGGAAAAAAACCUUUCAAUUGUGCAUAUCUCUGAAUCGGUGUUUCAUUGUUGGCUGAAUGAACCUCUUAAAUUUCAUUAAGAUGUGGGGCUUGUUCUGAAAGUUCCCAGUGCAACCAUACCACAUUAACCAUCGACUUUUAGAUAAGAUUUACUAUACCAGUAAGUAUGACAGUACUAUGACAGCCUUGAUGAUUCAUGGGAAGAUAUUUAAUGAUGUUGUAGGGAUUCCCGUCACGUCUUACGGGCCUCAGGAAUGUCUGAGCUUCUGGUUUCAUCUUGAAAAUUUUCAUUAGACUGCUGAUUCACCCAAAACCGAGUAACAGGUUUUAUAACAGAAAAGUGUGUACCGCAAACUAUACAUCUUCCUCUUUUUUGGAAUACAGAUUUCAAACUUUCUGAUAACAUACACAAUACAGAAGGCAAAUGUAUAUAAUGUCUCAUGCUGAAUUCUUAAACAAAAGUAGCUGAUAUUAUUUUGAUAUCACUGUUGAAAUUGAGAGGAUAUGUAGAAGUAGGCUGGUGACUACCACUCAUAUUUAAUGGAGACUUAGUUUUACUUGAAUCAUGUUGCAUAUUAUGAUUGAAUGUCUCAGCUAUAAAAAGCCUUGCAUUUAGACUGUAAAAGGAGAGCAGAAACUGAUUUACAUGUACACAUCCCAUAAGAAAAGCAAUGGAGCAAACAAUCAACUCUGGCUGUAAACUGUACAGUGCAAUUACUCUUUGCUUCUUGGAGAUGUGUGGCAAGGAAGAGCAGAAGGGUUGGAAAUUGGUGAUAAAUCAAUUGAUGAGCUGCUGAUGAAAGAACAAGCGUGUUUGGUGAACAGUGCUUUUAAUGACUAUUUAAAGAGAACUCUUUUAUCUCUGAUCAGUGCUGGAUUGUCAUGUCAUUGUAAUAGUGUGAACACAGACUAUAGGUUUAACUCUUUAUUCAGCUAUGAAAGUAACCAUCUUUGGCAUAAAUUUGCCUCCAUAUUAUGCUAUCAAAUACUUAGCUAUUAAAAUACUAGUCUAGAAAACUGCAAUCUGCUUUUAUGUGGAAAACUUGAUUAUUCAAGUUUUUUGUGUUGAUUAGUGUCAAGUUGUCUGGCCAUAGUGUUUUGGGUUUUUUUUUCUCUGUAUUCUUUCCUGCCCUUCCCUUCAACUCUCAUUUAAGUGAGCAUUAUCAUAGUAAAGAAACAUCAUCUUUGUACUAACUCUUCUGGUGAUUCACUGAGGCAAUUUUGCCUCCCUUUUUCUACAAUUAUGUGGACACCUUAUUUUUUCUUACUUCACUUGAGGAAAAAAAAUGCAAACAAACUGCAGUGAGACAAGUGUUAAUUUGGCUGUAAUAUAUACCCAAGCUGCCUUUCAAGAUAAUUAAAGGAUGAUGGCAUUUAAUGUUUGGCUAAUAAAGAAGAAAUACUUUUUUGCACUACAUAAGAGCUGAUUGAUCAUUUUGCCCAGGAUUUAAAAAAAAAAAGUAAUAAUAAAAGCUUAUGCUUUUGUAAUUGUCUAGAAACUGGGCUUGUUCAUUUGUUAGCUAUAUUGUGGAAAAAAUAAUGGGUGGCUGCCUGUAUCUUUGAGUAGGUCCUAACUAGAUGAAAAUACCACACUGUAAGUUAUUUUACAUUCUAUAAACAGAAUUUAAAUACUUUGUCAGACUGGAAUCGUAUAUACUUGGAAAUCCACUCUGUUCUUAAACCUUUUCCUUUGGAAUUUGUGCUGAAUAAGUUAUAACCUUAAGUAUAUUUUGGAUUUUGUACCCUCUGCUCCUUUUUCUUAAGGGGGAGCAAAUGGGAAAAGGAGUAUGAUAGUUAAAUGGAACUUUAUCCUUGAACAUAACAUUGAAUUAUUUGUAGAAGAGGCUGGUAAGAAUGGAGUGUCCUAGGUCAAGCAAUUGCAGUGUUGCAUGCAAAAUUUCAAAAUGAACUUGUCUUAAUUAUAUUUUGUAAAUGGAUAAACAAUCAUCUUUCUACGCAGUGACGGAAGAAAAUUAGUGCUCUGUGCAUUUUGAUAUUUGACUUCCUCUUUUCACCAUUGUUAACUGUUUUGACAUAGUUGGGUUCAUCAUUAUCAUGGUUCAUAGACAUCAGAAUGCUAAAUGAUACAGUAUUUUUAAGUUUGUGUUGCAAGAAUGAAUGGAAUAAAAUUGAAUUGUGCGAUAUGAGAA
Messenger RNA from Pygoscelis adeliae (Adelie penguin), 3594 nucleotides. RefSeq names its product myotrophin (gene MTPN). The coding region runs from base 67 to 423 and encodes 118 amino acids. Lineage: Eukaryota; Metazoa; Chordata; Aves; Sphenisciformes; Spheniscidae. The record is from RefSeq and is a predicted model, not a curated record. Gene Ontology annotation, biological process: regulation of barbed-end actin filament capping. Gene Ontology annotation, molecular function: protein binding. The transcript is spliced from 4 exons. Gene Ontology annotation, cellular component: nucleus; cytoplasm.